GGGUUGCUGCUAUCAGCAGGUCAGGAAAGAUGGCGGCGGAGGAGAGCAGGUUGAAACAGCGGCAUCAUAAAAACAGCAUCUUCAGAGAAGAUGGUCAUGGGUUUAAAUCGGAUUCAUCACAGCUGAGAUAUGAAGAGGAGGAUGAUGAUGAUCUGCUGGAUGAAGAAGAAGAAGAAGAAGAAGAGGAGGAGGUGAGUGUAGCCCGGCCGGUCCAGAUCGUGGUGGCGGAUGAGGAGGAGCACUCGUUUUGGCUUCAGGAGGCCGAGCUGGAGCGGCUGCUGCUGCAUGAGGAGGUGCAGGACCUCCACGUGGUGGUCGUCUCCGUGGCUGGAGCUUUCCGCAAGGGCAAGUCGUUCCUGCUGGACUUCAUGCUGCGCUACAUGUACAAGCAGUCUACAAAGUCAUGGCUCGGUGGUGAAGACAAGCCCUUGACCGGCUUCACCUGGCGGGGCGGCUGUGAGCGGGAAACCACGGGCAUCCUGGCCUGGAGCAAGGUGUUUGUGGUGGAGAAACCAGAUGGCAGCAGGGUUGCUGUUUUACUAAUCGACACACAAGGUGCUUUUGACAGCCAGUCCACCAUCAAAGACUGCGCCACCCUGUUUGCUUUGAGCACCAUGACCAGCUCUGUCCAGGUGUAUAAUCUAUCUCAGAAUGUCCAGGAAGAUGACCUCCAGCACCUCCAGCUCUUCACUGAAUAUGGGCGGCUUGCCAUGGAGGAGGUCUAUGAGAAACCUUUCCAGUCUCUGAUGUUUCUGAUCAGAGACUGGAGUUACCCGUACGAGCAUCCAUAUGGUCUGGAGGGAGGGCAGAGUUUCUUGGAUAAACGACUGCAGGUGAAGCAGAACCAACACGAGGAGCUGCAAAAUGUCCGCCAACACAUUCAUUCCUGCUUCUCCAACAUCAGCUGCUUCCUGCUCCCACAUCCCGGCCUGAAGGUGGCCACCAACCCUCACUUUGAUGGCCGACUCAAAGAUAUUGAUGAGGAGUUCAAGAAGGAGCUGGUGAACCUCAUCCCAGCUCUUCUCUCUCCAGAAAACUUGGUGGAGAAGGAAAUCGGAGGAGUUAAAAUCACCUGCAGAGACCUGCUGCACUACUUCAAAGCCUAUAUGAAGAUCUACCAGGGAGAAGAACUUCCCCACCCCAAGUCCAUGCUGCAGGCAACAGCUGAAGCUAAUAAUCUUGCAGCUGUAGCAGGAGCCAAAGAUGUGUACAACAAAAGCAUGGAGCAGAUCUGUGGAGGAGACAAACCCUAUAUUUCUCCAGCAGAGCUGGAGCGGCGUCACGCUGAGCUAAGGCAGUCGUCCGUCCGACAUUUCCGCACUAUCAAGAAGAUGGGAGGGGAGGAUUUCUGCCGGCGCUACCAGGAGCAGCUGGAGGCGGAGCUUGAAGAAGCCUAUGCAAACUUCACCAAGCACAACGACGGCAAGAACAUCUUCUACGCCGCGCGGACACCCGCCACGCUAUUUGCCGUCAUGUUCAUCAUGUACGUGGUGUCGCUGGUCACCGGCUUCGUAGGCAUCAGCUCUGUGGCCAUGCUGUGUAAUCUGGUGAUGGGCGUCGCGCUAACGUCACUUUGUAUCUGGGCUUACGUCAAAUACUCCGGAAAGUUUCGUGAGGUUGGGGGAGUCAUCGACAGGGUGGCUGAAACCCUCUGGGAACAGAGGACUCCACAGAAGAUUUUCUCCAAACUCUUUGAAGUGGCUCGGAGUCGAGUCCCGUUGGGGAGCCUGAUCCCAGCACCGCGGCCCCGGCUCGCCUCCAACAACAACGUCAAGAAGAAAAACUAGCCACACGCCAUCACAGCCUCGUCACAUCAUCUCCACCUUCUGCUCAGUUUUCAGUUUGAGACACUUUUUUUGUGUUUUUUGUAGAUAGAUAGUUGAUCUUCACUGUGGUGGCUGUAGGUUUAAGGACUCAGUAGAUCUGGACGAAGUGGUUUAUAUUUUAUCAUUUGUUACUGGCUGGGGUUCAGGUAUUUAUCAGUGGGAGGGGCCAUUAUUCUGUCACUGUUACCCCAGGUGUGUGGUCAUCUGUUGGAUGACGUCUCCACAUGGAUUCCCAUUUAUGUGAAUGUAUAAACGAAGAGCAUGAGCACCGAGCCCCCCCCCCCCUCUGUUGUCUUCACAUCCCCUUCUCCUCCUGCUCAUCUUCAUCAGUUUGAGUUGCUGAGCAGCACCGUGAGGAGUUGCAACCAAAGUUUACAGCUUUACGUGUAGAUGCUGAGUGGACUCACGGACCAACGAGGUUCAUGGAACUUAAUGGAAGUUUCAGUUCCCUGUUCUCCAGCCAUAUGCUGCACAUUCUGCUUUCAUGUCUAGACUCAUGAAGAAAUGUUUUCUUAGGACAAACCUGCAUCCUAAUCCAGUAUUUCCAGCCCUCAGUCUUGCCCAGGCUGUGGGAGGCUGGAAGGUGCAGUUUUUUAAGCAGAUGUGUGAAAAUCCAACCCAAUAUGAUCCUAACGGCUGUUUAUCUAGAUCGCCCAGCGACCUGCUGGCUGUUUGGCCACAGACGGGUUAAUGACUCCUUUUCUUGCUUUUCUCCUCCUGUACUAGAAAAUUUAGACAAAACACCAAAUUAUUACAUUAUAUAUUGCUGCGUUGUUGCAGUUCUGAUUCAGCCAAGUUAGCACCUGGCUAACUUCACCGCUAGUUUUUUGUUUCAUACAGUUGAUGUUUUCCAUGUUUGAUAUCAGACUUUAGUCUUUCAACACAACACUAAUUACUGGAUGCUUUUCCUUAUGCACCCAGGUUUCCUUUCUUCCUUUGGUCAUGAAAAAGAUGUAAAGAUGGAGGAACUCAAACUGCUGAAGAGAAAAUCCUUCAUUCUUUUGUCUCAGUAUUAAGCGAUAUAAGAUGUUGUGCUGCGUGGAAGCUCAAGAGUUUAAAUCAUCUAAGCUUGGGGAUGUUUUAUGGCUCACAGGUGGUGAUACAGAAACGAUAGAAAACCCCUCAGCGCUUAGUUAAACUAAAGAACUCCGCUUCCUCAAAACCAGUUAACUGAAGUGUUCAGCUGAGGAGACAAACUUAUUCACGCCUUGUUUUUAAACUUAUAAUAGCUCGGUAUUUACCUCACAUUGAGUCUGAAAGCUGAAAUUUAAAGAUCAAGUUUGUGUAAAAUACAGGGCUGGAGUCAAGGGUAAUCAGGAACUAUUUAACAAAUAAAACCAUAUCCUUCCGCUGGGAUUCCAGUUUUUACAUAAAUAGAAAACAUGUUUUACCGUCUCAGAGAAUCAAACGCUUUAAUUUUUCUCUUCCAGCUCAGCUGAGAUGAAGAUUUUAACCCUGCUUUUUAAUCCGACUUCUCUCGGUCAUUCCUCUUCCUCCUCCCCCUUCCCUCCUCCUGCGUGUUAAAGCACCAGAAGCUGUUGAAAAAAAACAUGAAACACUAAUUUUUUGUGUUUCCAGUUGUAGCUCCGCCCCUUUCAGCCGCCAUUGCUGUUUCACCUUUUUUGUUAUUUGAAGCCAAAUGUGCGAAUCGGAUGAGAUGCUCAUUCCAGAAAUCUUCGUGUUUUACUUGUAUUUUCUUCAUCAUUCCAUCCACAUCACCGCUGUGUGCUCUUUAUGUUUGUACAGUUUAGACUUUUUUAUUUUUACAGCCUCAUCCUCACACAGGCAUGUGUAUGAAAUCUAUACAUAUAUAAAUACAGAUUUUUCUAGACCUUUUUGUAGCUGGAAGAACAACAGUUGGGUGGUAGACCAGAUUCAGCUCUCUGGAUGUAAAGGAAUGCUUUUGUGAUUUUUCUGGAUGUGUCUAAUAAAUUCUUUUUUUUUUUUACAUAUAUAUAUUUGUAAAUUUAACCUUACACGAGCACUGCUACUCCACCCCCUGCUGGCAAAGAACAUUUAUAACUUGGACUUUCUUUUUCUCUCUCCUUCUUGUUGCAUUUUAAAAUUAUUUUCAUUAAUUUAUUUUUCAGUACAAUAUUAAAGCAAACUCCUACAACUC
Molecule: messenger RNA, 3945 nt
Organism: Melanotaenia boesemani (Boeseman's rainbowfish)
Lineage: Eukaryota; Metazoa; Chordata; Actinopteri; Atheriniformes; Melanotaeniidae
Product: atlastin-2-like
Exons: 14
Coding region: 30-1787 (585 amino acids)
Biological process (GO): endoplasmic reticulum organization; protein homooligomerization
Molecular function (GO): GTPase activity; GTP binding
Source: RefSeq, a predicted model, not a curated record